Molecule: messenger RNA, 1968 nt
Organism: Naegleria gruberi
Lineage: Eukaryota; Heterolobosea; Eutetramitea; Acrasida; Naegleriidae
Exons: 1
Coding region: 1-1968 (655 amino acids)
Source: RefSeq, a predicted model, not a curated record
AUGUCGAAACACAAUUUGCUACUGUUAUUACUAUUAAUACUGCUAUUUAUCCAUGUCUAUCACAGUGACUUGGUUACAUGUCAAAGCAGUAUCGAUGUCAAGUAUAAAAUAACAACUUUAGUGAGUGGAAUUUCAGCUGAUGGUAGAAUUGACCAAGGAUUAAAUGGCGAUAUUUACUUUACUGAAAAAGUUGAUAAUUACAUAUCCAAGGCCAAUAUCAAAACAGGAAUAGUUACACGACUCAUUGGCACAGGUAUUGGUGGAUUCAAUGGAGAUGGAUUAUUAGCCAAUUUGACACAAGUCAACUCGCCAAAAGGAGUUUCAAUUUCUCAAAUAAGUGGUGACAUUUAUUUUGCAGAUUCGUCUAAUAAUUUGAUCAGAGUAAUGAAUGCUGCAACGAAUAUUGUAUCCACCAUUGCUGGAACUGGUUCUUUUGGUUUCAGUGAAGGAAAUGCCACAUCCAGCAAGUUAAAUAAGCCAACUGAACCAGUUUAUUGGAAUGGUCAAUUGUUGUUUGCUGAUUCGUUGAAUUAUAGAAUUAGAAAGGUGGAUCUUUCGAAUGGAAUGAUUUCUACCUUGACAGGAACUGGAAUUUCUGAAUUUAAUGGUGAUGGAUUGGCAUUGAUUGUUUCAAUUACUGAAAUUCAGGCAUUGACAGCAACUUUGAAUGGAGAUUUAUAUUUUGCAGAUUCGGAUAGUUUUAGAAUUAGAAAAUAUAUUCAAUCGACAAAAUCUGUAAUUACAUUGGUUGGCUCCACCAAUAAUUAUAGAGAUGGAUUGGUCAACCAAUCACUUUUGAGUUAUCCAGAAGGUGUUUCAGUAGCUUCAAAUGGAGAUGUCAUAUUUAGUGAUAAUUCUAAUCAUGUUAUUCGAAAGAUUUCCAUUUCUAAGGGUAUGGUAUCAACCAUUGCAGGUACUGGAAGUGCAGGAGCUGCAAUUGACAAUGUGGAUGCUACCAAUUCUCCAAUGCAGUUUCCUUCAGGUGUUUUGGUCAACUCACAAGGAAUUAUUUAUGUGAAUGAUAAUGAUAAUAAUCGAAUUAGAGUAUUGACACCGUAUUGCAGUGAUUCGAAUUAUGAAUUGAUUGAUGGAGUUGUUUGUAGAAUGAAAAAUUGUUUUGGAAUUGCAAUUAAUGAGUCAACUGUGUGUUCUGGACAUGGAAAAUGUAAUUCGGAUAAUAAUUGCACGUGUUCUUUUGGAUAUUCUGGUAAUGAUUGCUCAAUAUUGGAUGCGUGCUCACUUUUUACUAGUAAUUAUGCAUGCUCAUCAAGUUUUAACACGAGUGAGACUAAAUUGCUUACAGUUUCGAAUAUUACACAACUAGAUUCGUCGAUUAUUCAAUUUUCAUCCACUAGUUCAAUUUCAAUUUCACUUCCUUCCUCAAUUUCACAAUAUUUACAAGCCACAGAUACAAACUUAUCCAAUGAAACCAUUUCAGUACUGAGUUUACUUUCUGCUAACAAUGCCAAAGAUUCCAACUUGGUUUCUCCAAUAGUUUCGUUAACUUUAUACAAAUCCAGCACAAAAUCUGAAAUCCAAAUUCAAAAUCUCAAAGAUCCAAUUUCAAUCCAAUUCCAAAUCAACACAACUGUACCAUCCAUCUCAUCAUUGAAUAUCACAUGCUCGUAUUUCAAUGAAAUUCAAAAACUUUGGAUUUCAGAUUCGACCAUCAAAACAAUAAUUUCCAAAAUUGAUACAAUUAACACUCUCUCAGAUGGAAAUGUAACAAUUUCUGUUUCAUUGAAUUGUGAAACGAGUCACUUGACUUCAUUUGGAAUAAUCGAUCAGAAUUAUAAGAAAGCAAAUAAGGAAUCUCAAACCAAAGAUGAUUCAGUCAUGUUACAAGAUAAUACUACUGUAUUAAUUGCUGCAAUUGUUGGAAGUGUUGGUGGAUGUUGUGUUUUGGUAACUAUUCUCGUGAUCAUUAUUUCAGUUAUCAUUCUAUUAAGAAGAAGACAUAAACAUUAA